This is a messenger RNA of Microtus ochrogaster (prairie vole), 1511 nucleotides long. RefSeq names its product RAS like family 10 member A (gene Rasl10a). Gene Ontology annotation, molecular function: GTP binding; GTPase activity. Lineage: Eukaryota; Metazoa; Chordata; Mammalia; Rodentia; Cricetidae. The record is from RefSeq and is a predicted model, not a curated record.
GGUUACCUCAUCGCCGCCUCCGAGAGGCCCUGCUCGCUCGCUUGCUCGCCCGCGCGGCCGACUGGGGCGGCGGCUCCCGGCGCCGGAGCGAAGAGGACAGAGCUGCGGGCGGGGGCGGGUCUGCGCCGCGCCGGGUGCGCUCUCCCAGCGGGGCUGCGGGUUCGUCUGCCCGCUCGAUCCUCGGGCCUGGCCUCUUACUGCUCAGGUGCUGCAGGCGGCGCGACGCGGGUGUCUUCGGCAGGGCGCGCACGGCGCGGUGCCGGCUCAUGAAGCUCCCCGGCACCGGGCGCGGGGCCGCGGGCCAGCCAUGGGCGGCAGCCUGCGUGUGGCUGUUCUGGGUGCUCCGGGAGUGGGCAAGACUGCCAUCAUCCGCCAGUUCCUGUUCGGUGACUAUCCCGAGCGCCACCGGCCCACAGAUGGUCCUCGCCUCUACCGGCCCGCCGUGCUCCUCGACGGCGCUGUCUACGACCUGAGUAUCCGCGAUGGUGACGUCGCUGGCCCUAGCUCAAGCCCCAGAAGUCUCGAGGAGUGGCCAGACCCUAAAGAAUGGAGCUUGCAGGACACAGAUGCCUUUGUGCUGGUUUACGACAUCUGCAGCCCCGACAGUUUUGAUUAUGUGAAAGCCCUGAGGCAGCGCAUAGCAGAAAACAGGCCCGCAGGCGCGCCAGAGGCCCCCAUCCUCGUGGUAGGCAACAAGCGGGACCGUCAGCGGCUGCGCUUCGGACCUCGUCGUGCACUGGCCACUCUAGUACGCAGGGGCUGGCGCUGCGGCUACCUCGAAUGCUCAGCCAAAUACAAUUGGCACGUGCUGCGUCUCUUCCGAGAGCUUCUGCGUUGUGCUCUAGUGCGCACACGUCCUGCGCAUCCGGCCCUACGACUGCAGGGGGCGCUGCAUCCAGCGCGCUGCAGCCUCAUGUGACUGGAAUGGACAGGGAAAUCUCAUAAAAGCAGGCUCUCACCCAGUUUCCUAGCCGACAGGCUUUUCUUUGAACUUGAUUGGACCCAGCCAACUCCCAAUCAUUCAACAAGAUCAAUUUUAUCUGAGACCUUAUUGGGUCACAAUCGCUGAUGGAAAGGACUUGAAUAUGAACAUGGCUGGAAGCAUUCGUACAGCUCCUGGCGCUUUACUGCAAAUACCUUCUGGUUUUGGCUUUUUGAGACAGGGUCUCACGACAUAGGCCUGACUGGCAUUGAACUACAAAGAUCCACCUGCCUCUGCCUCUCCAGUGUUGGACUAUUGGAGCUACUUUUUAAGUCAUGCCUUACCAGGUAAUAAAAGACAAUUUAAAUGUACAAUUUAAGGGUUUCUUGUUCUGGAAUAGGCAGAUCGGAGCACUGAGGUUUGGCCUCAAGGCAGUUAACUUUGGAAUCCCAGCAUAUAAUGAAGGCUCAGUCCCCCAAAAACAGGAGCUGGAGCACAACUUUACUGUCAGAGGUUCUGUUUACUGGACACCAGGCUGGCCCAGUAUCCUCUAAGGCAUUCAAUAUUAGUAAUUAAAUAGCAACACUCA